UUAAAAAAGUGCAUUGAGAAAAAUAAUUAAAAGUUUCAGACGUUUUUUCAUUAAGAUUCUUUCCACAGUCUAGAGUGACUACCGAAUAGAUGCUUUAACAAUAUCAAUUGUUGAUGAAAACAGUCAAGAAAACUCUUCUUAUGAACCCACGCGAGGGUGGUACGGCAAUGCGACCAGGAGAAGGAGGUGUAGCAAUGAUUGAAGAAGAUGGAAGAUCCUUCCAACAUACUUCCAACCGCCUUGAGAUCUUUAUUAAUGACGAGGGUGGGAAGGCAGCCAAGGUUUCGAAAGUUGGAAAUCUAGAAGCCGAUGUAAAACCAACAUUGCCUUCGAAGACAGAGUUGCAGAAGGGGAUGGACCAAACAAGAGACCCGCAAAAAAAUACAGAUGAAUGUAUAAUGUCAUUUUCUCGUGGUAUUUCUGUAGAAACGACUAGAGGGAGAGAAAAUCAUUUUGAGCCACAUUCUCCCAUGAUUCUUUCCACUCCUCAACCUCCACCACACAAUCCUCCUUCAACUCAACCUCUACCACAUCACAACCCACAUUCCACUCAACCUCUACCACACAAACCUUCUUCCACUCAACCUCUACAAUAUAACCCUCCUUCCACUCACUCACUACCACUCAAACCGUCUUCCACUCAACCUCUACCACACAACCUUCCUUCCACCCAUCCUAUGCCACACAACCUUCCUUCCACCCAAUCUCUACCACACAACAUUCCUUCAACCCAUCCUAUACCACACAACCCUCCAUCCAAUCAACCCAUACCACACAACUCAGAAUUGCCGUGUGGUAUAUUCCAAAGUGGAGGGGAAGUUGAGUCUAGUCCAGGUCCUCCAAACUUAGUAUGUGGACCUCCUUAUACUCUCUCUGUACAAGGUCCAGGGUAUCCGGGUCCUUCCCAACCACCAGGUUCUUCCGGUCAUCCUUCUAAUUUACAAGGUCUAAAUCUAAAUAAUCCGUGUCAUGUCCUUGGAACUCCAAACCAUCCUAUUCAUCAUCUAGUUCCUAUGAAUCAUCCUAAUCAUCAACUAGUUCCUCUACAUCAUCCUGCCACUACAACAUGUAAAGGAGGACAAGAAAGCUCUCCUCAAGGAUUAGCUUUUCAUCAGGAGACUCCAACUUCUUGGCCAUAUCAGCAUCAGAUUGGAAUGUAUCCUUACAUGUACCCGGGUCAGAGAUAUCAAGGGUUUGAAAAUAGCGCAUAUUGGUAUCGUGGAUAUGGCUCUGAGGAAGGUGGAGAAGGAGGAGAAGGAGGAGGAGGAGGUGGGGAGGGUUCUACUCAAUCUCAAGCAACUUCUACUGGAUUUCAACAUGGGUUAAACACUCCAAUCUAUCCUUGGAUGCGAGAAAGUAAAUCGAGUAGAAGCCAAUACUCACAUUCUUACCAACAGGAACAAUUCAAACUUUUUACAAAUUUGCUUGUUUAUUUGUUACAAUUAACUGCACAUCAAAACAGCUGA
Eurytemora carolleeae is the source of this 1466-nucleotide messenger RNA. RefSeq names its product early nodulin-75. The transcript is spliced from 11 exons. Gene Ontology annotation, biological process: regulation of DNA-templated transcription. Gene Ontology annotation, molecular function: DNA-binding transcription factor activity; DNA binding. The coding region runs from base 114 to 1466 and encodes 450 amino acids. NCBI's taxonomy places the organism in Eukaryota, Metazoa, Arthropoda, Copepoda, Calanoida, Temoridae. The record is from RefSeq and is a predicted model, not a curated record.